AUAGAGCAGCGCGUCUAGCACCUGUCUGUGCCAGUCCGUAACAACGCACCAAGGUAACCACGUCGUCGGUGAAAACUUCAGUAUCCGGUGCGGAAGAUCUUCGUGAUUCAUUACCUUUCAAGUGCACAGGGAGUACGAACAGCCGGAUAAAACAUUGAGAUAAGCUGAGGUGGGGCCGCACAAAAAUUAUGAUUGCAACAGCAUUUGUAGUGUUGUCAUUGGUCACGGGAAGCUUUGCCGGCUAUAUCGGCGCUGGCUACGGCCUCGGAUAUGGUGUCAGCCACUUCGGCGUGUCUAGAGGCUUUGGAUACUCUACUGUUACGGGAUUUGCCCACAGUAUUGGCUACGCUUCGCCGCACAAAUACUCUGUCAUUCCUGACGGCCCAGCACAUGCUCCUGUCGUGCCCCUGGUUCCGGCACACGUAGCUGUGCCAGCAGUGGUCGUUCCUGCAGGCGUGAGCACGGUCACAACGACUCAUCAUGUACCAGCAACAAUUACUACCGUCACUACAGUGCCAGCCACACUGACGAAGGUGACAACGUAUCACAGUCCUGUGGUUGGUUCGGAUAUACACCUGGCUCCGGUCUAUGGGCACAAGAUCGGAAGUCUCGGGUACGGAACAGGAAACUAUGGCUUCGGAUACGGUCUAGGGUCAUACGGCCUCAACUAUGGCUACGGCCUUGGUACACCUGUGCAGUAUCUGAUCCUGCUGCGUCGGCGAAAGUGAACAUCGGACAACUAACGCUUUGAAGUAUGACGUAUGCUUCUGCUACCCAUAAACAAAAUUCGGUCAAGCAACUGCAACGGAAAUGCGCAUCUAUUUUAAGUAGAUUUAGGCGUUAUCUAGUCUUUUUAAUAACUUUAUCGCUGUGUUUAUACGUAUUUCGGCUGGUAAUCUUAUGGUUAAUUGCUACGUAGCGAGAAGCAUGGAAUAAAUAACACUGGCAGCCCUGAUGGAGUACACGAUAAUAAAACAAGAACAUUACUACUGUGUUUACCACUAUAGGGUAAGCUGGAGUGAGGUAAGUGGGAUGCCAUUUCAAAUUCUUAUAAACUUCGGCGGUGACACGUUCUGGCUUUAUGUACCACCUAAAAUAGUGGAAAUGUUUGACCACUUGUCACAUGUGCGCUCGACAAUCUAACCAAGAUUUCUGGGUAGAGAGUCAGACCUCAAUGAAGUUGCGCUGUGACCAGCUUCACAUACCCGAUAAUUGUUGCAAAAGGAGAUAUUAAAAAUUCUAAAGGUUCUUUA
This is a messenger RNA of Rhipicephalus microplus (southern cattle tick), 1253 nucleotides long. RefSeq lists its product as uncharacterized. Lineage: Eukaryota; Metazoa; Arthropoda; Arachnida; Ixodida; Ixodidae. The record is from RefSeq and is a predicted model, not a curated record.